Messenger RNA from Drosophila guanche, 1566 nucleotides. It is a transcript of the gene FucTB, whose product is annotated as alpha-(1,3)-fucosyltransferase B. Bases 83 to 1417 code for a protein of 444 amino acids. The transcript is spliced from 4 exons. Gene Ontology annotation, molecular function: alpha-(1->3)-fucosyltransferase activity. The record is from RefSeq and is a predicted model, not a curated record. Gene Ontology annotation, cellular component: membrane. Lineage: Eukaryota; Metazoa; Arthropoda; Insecta; Diptera; Drosophilidae.
CACUGGUCGGCACCCUGUUGUUUUGAAAUUGCAGAAAAUUAAAAAUUAACGAAAAAGACGAUAUUUUGGAGUGAACGCAGCCAUGCGGCUGGCACGCCGUUGGAUCCUUUUCUUCACGUGCCUGUUACUCGCCUUUUGGGUGCUUCUGUUCGCCUGUUGGCAGAUGCUCGAGCGGUGGGAUUCUGGAAGUGGAAAAUCCUCGGAUCCCAUUGAGGUGUUGUGGUGGCCGCAGGAGAUGCCCUGGCCGUACGACGAGGAGCGAAGAUGCGGCGUCUUCGAGUGCCGCUUUACCAACAGUCGUGACCGUUUGCACCUUGUGCGGGCAGUUCUCUUUUAUGGCUCGUAUCUAACUACGGCGGACUUUCCGCUGCCACGUAGCCCCCACCAUGUGUGGGCACUGCUGCACGAGGAGUCGCCCAGGAACGUCCCCUUUCUGCCCUUUGAUGACUUUCUGCAGCACUUUAACUUUACGUCCACCUUUAGCCGCUACAGCGAUAUGUCACUGACGACCCAGUGGCUGCCCAGCGCCCAGGAUCUCACCUCGAUGGACUAUGUUAUGUCGUUUGACUACAAGUCAUCGAAUGUGAACGGACCGUCGCCAUCGGUGGUGUUUCUGCAGAGUGACUGCAACACCAUGUCCGGCCGCGAGGACUACAUGAAGGAGCUGAUGCUACACAUCUCGGUGGACUCGUUUGGCAGUUGUCUGCGCAACAAAGAUCUGCCCAAGAGACUGCAAGUUGAUUAUCUAAACAAUUUGUAUUCAACGGAAAUGCUGCGCUUUUUGUCCAAAUAUAAAUUUAUGAUUGCCAUUGAGAAUGCCGUGUGCGAGGAUUAUAUAACCGAAAAGUUUUGGCGUCCCUUGGUAAUUGGCGUCAUCCCCAUAUACUUUGGUUCGCCCAGCAUUAAAGACUGGCAGCCGCAACAGAAAUCUGCCAUAUUUGUCGAUGAUUUCCCGAAUGCCGCCGCCUUGGGCAAGUUUUUGUUGGAGUUAUCUGAAAACAAAACCGAAUACAACUCGUAUCGCGGCCACAAACUGAAUCGCAGUCAUCCCAUACAAAACCAAAAAUUACUUCACGAUUUAAUUACGCGUCGCACGCACAUGGGUGACCAAUCGGUGACCCGUGCGUUUGAGUGUGCCGUCUGCAAGCACGUGAAUUAUCGCCGCGUUGGCAGCAAGCGCGCGAAUCUGCGCCACUACAAUUGUCCGUUGAAGCCAAUCUAUGCGCCGUUGGAGAGCAAGAAGGAGCCGGAGUACGCGAAGGACUGGCGCUCGUCCAUGCUGGUGGGUCGCUGCGAGGCGCGCAUUAUGGAUGCUUUUCUACGCUCAAAUGUGCCCUACAGCGAUGGGGAUUUUGAAGUAGAACUCGACAUCAGAGUCGCCAACGAUCAAUGUGAUUCGUUGCCAAAAUUAGUUUGAGUUACUUUGGCUUACAAAAAAACACUAAACACGAGACACUGUUUCGGUUUCAGACUUGAGCUUUAAGAGCUCUAAGAUAAUCGAAUAAUUUGUGAUAAAUCUAACAAUAAAUGAAGCAUCCAAGAUGCUGACCAGAUGUAAGGAUCCUA